Pteronotus mesoamericanus is the source of this 3280-nucleotide messenger RNA. It is a transcript of the gene WSB2, whose product is annotated as WD repeat and SOCS box containing 2. Gene Ontology annotation, molecular function: protein binding. Gene Ontology annotation, biological process: intracellular signal transduction; protein polyubiquitination. The transcript is spliced from 9 exons. The record is from RefSeq and is a predicted model, not a curated record. The coding region runs from base 138 to 1352 and encodes 404 amino acids. Lineage: Eukaryota; Metazoa; Chordata; Mammalia; Chiroptera; Mormoopidae.
UCCGGGUGGCCGCGGGCUGGUCGGGGCCGGGACCGGGGCGGCGGCCGGGGCGCGGACCGGCGCGGGGACGGAAUGAGGGCCGACGGCCCGGGGGGCUGAGGCGCCCGCCGCCUGCCGCGGGGCCGCGCGCGUCCUCCAUGGAGGCCGGAGAGGAACCGCUGCUGCUGGCUGAACUCAAGCCUGGGCGCCCCCACCAGUUUGAUUGGAAGUCGAGCUGUGAAACCUGGAGUGUCGCCUUCUCCCCAGACGGCUCCUGGUUUGCUUGGUCUCAAGGACACUGCAUUGUCAAGCUGAUCCCCUGGCCACUGGAGGAGCAGUUCAUCCCUAAAGGGUUUGAAGCCAAAAGCCGAAGCAGCAAAAAUGACACAAAAGGGCGAGGCAGCCCAAAGGAGAAGACUCUGGACUGUGGGCAGAUUGUCUGGGGUUUGGCCUUCAGCCCAUGGCCUUCUCCACCCAGCAGGAAGCCCUGGGCACGCCAUCCUCCCCAAGUACCAGACGUGUCUUGCCUGAUCCUUGCUACAGGACUCAACGAUGGGCAGAUCAAGAUUUGGGAGGUGCAGACAGGGCUCCUGCUUUUGAAUCUUUCCGGCCACCAGGAUGUUGUGAGAGAUCUGAGCUUCACACCUAGUGGCAGUUUGAUUUUGGUCUCUGCGUCUCGGGAUAAGACUCUUCGCAUUUGGGACCUGAAUAAGCAUGGUAAACAGAUUCAGGUGUUAUCAGGCCACCUGCAGUGGGUUUACUGCUGUUCCAUCUCCCCGGACUGCAGCAUGCUUUGCUCUGCAGCUGGAGAAAAAUCGGUGUUUCUAUGGAGCAUGCGGUCCUACACAUUAAUCCGGAAGCUAGAGGGCCAUGAAAGCAGUGUUGUCUCUUGUGACUUCUCUCCUGACUCUGCCUUGCUUGUCACAGCUUCUUACGAUACUAACGUGAUCAUGUGGGAUCCUUACACUGGCGAGAGGCUGAGGUCACUCCACCACAGCCAGCUCGAACCCCCCAUGGAUGACAGUGAUGUCCACAUUAGCUCCCUGAGAUCUGUGUGCUUCUCUCCUGAAGGCUUGUACCUUGCCACCGUGGCAGAUGACAGACUCCUCAGGAUCUGGGCCCUAGAACUGAAAACUCCAAUUGCAUUUGCUCCUAUGACCAAUGGUCUUUGCUGCACAUUUUUCCCACAUGGUGGAGUUAUUGCCACAGGGACAAGGGAUGGUCACGUCCAGUUCUGGACAGCUCCUAGGGUCCUAUCAUCACUGAAGCACUUAUGCCGGAAAGCCCUUCGAAGUUUUCUCACGACCUACCAAGUGCUAGCACUGCCAAUACCCAAGAAAAUGAAAGAGUUCCUCACAUACAGGACUUUUUAAGCAAUGCUACAUAAUCUUGUUUUUUCUGUAGCAGGAUAAAUCUCCCUGGCAAAGGAGUAGCUGGAAUAAUGGGCCAAACAUCUAGUCUUGGAUUGAAAUAGAAUAUUUCUCUUUGGGACUGUGGAUAGAAUGUAGCAAAACCAGAUUCCAGUGGACUAGUCAUGGGUCUUUUUCCCCAGGACAUGUGAAAGUCAGUCAUAGAGGAGGGAUUCCACUUCGUGGCCACAGAGCCUUAUCUUAAAUCUUCAGUCCACUUAUAAACAAUUUUGAAUUCAUUCUAGUAGCUUUGAUUCAAAAUAGUUACUGAUGUUUUGGUAAGAGGAGUUGACUAGGCCUCAAGACCCUCUCUAGUGGCAAAGGGGUUUAAAGUCCCUCUGCUGGGAUGUGUGGCUUCUGCCUGGUUCUUGUGCUUCAGAUGCAGCAGUGGCAUUGUUUAAAGUUCUCUCCUGUUGUGUCAGAGUUGCUUUGGUGUUGACAAGUCUUUCCUUCCUCUAGCUCCCCUCUGACCAGCGGGACAGUUUUCAUGGAGCAGCCUCUGGUAUGAGGUAUUAACUUAGCUUAACUAAAUUACAGAUGACUCAGAGGCUGUGCUCCUGACUGAUACAGACACUAUAAUUGGCUUUUUUUGUUUUUUUUUUUUAAACAGUGGUGUGCAUGUGCAGAUAACAAAUUUAUAUGCCAGGAUACUCAAGUAUUCCUAAAUUGCAUGACUGUUCAGAUGGCUGAGUUGUCAGUUGUUUGCCUUUCAUUAGCAUAUUUAUUUGUAUUUUCUCAACAGAUGUUAAGGUACAACUGUGUUUUUCUUGAUGGUAUCUAAAAACCAUAGUACUGAAGUCGAACAGUUGUGAAGAAUGUUUCCUUGAUUGUGUAAAGAAUUGGUGGUAUCAUCACUUCACCUGAUAACUCUCAUGUAUGAGGUCUGACUUUGCUGCUUCACCUCAUUGGACUAAUGAGCCAGUUUCAGUUCUAGCCCUAAACAAAUACAGCUCCUUAAAAGUACUGUUCUCCUUCAGUGACAUAUAGUUAUCUAAUGAAGACACCUCAUUCAAACAAAAUCUGCCUUUGGAAAAUUUUAAUAUAUUUUAAAUUAUUUUAAAAGAAAUGCAACAUCUUAUCCUUUGGCUUUCUUAAUAGGUGCUUUUUGGAGGCCAGUGUAACAAAAUGUGUUGAAAAGUAGGAGUCUCUACUGCCUUUGUUGCUGAAGAAAAACAUUUCUUUUCAAGAUGAGAAACUUUCAUUGAAGGAAAAAGUUAAAAGCUUUUGGCUCUCCGUUUCAUUUUUUCCAUUAAGAAAAAAAAAUCACCUUUAAAACAAAUGAGUACAACAGGACAGCUGGGAAUGGAUUGGGCAAGUUUUUAAUCUUGUGGUUAUCUUGAAAAAUCAGUGUAGUCUAGGGGGCUCUGGGAGGCUUCCUUGAGGCCCCACUUAGCCAUUAGCUUCAAACUUUGCUGGUGUCCUUGGGGAGCAAGUCCUAUGUGAACGAUGGAAAUAACUGACUUCUCCCUUUUGAGUGUCAGAAUUUGACACCUUUACAAAGAAUAGCCUCCAAAGUUUAUUCUGUGAUACCAGAGAUGGAGGUUUUCAUAUAGAUGCAAGUUGAGUAAGUCAAGUGUGUAUAACUAAGGGAGGAAGAUCACUUGCAACACAACCAAGAAAGCUGCUUUAUUUCCUCUAUGAAGAAUGACGUAAAUGCAGCAGGACUGCUGUAAAAUGCUACUUGUACACAGGUCAAAUUCCUCCCACAGGUGCAGAUUUAGAGUCAGCCUCCCUCUCCUGUGCCAUCCCUACAUUAAACACAUGAGUGCUGUACAACCUCUGGCCCGUAAUGACACAAAUUGAAAGUUUACUGUCCAUCGACAAUUAGGAACCUGCUAGCAACUCCUCUACUUCAAGAGGAGAAAUAAAGACCAAUUUUUAAAGUAUAAGAA